Molecule: messenger RNA, 398 nt
Organism: Rhodotorula graminis WP1
Lineage: Eukaryota; Fungi; Basidiomycota; Microbotryomycetes; Sporidiobolales; Sporidiobolaceae
Exons: 3
Coding region: 33-218 (61 amino acids)
Biological process (GO): DNA-templated transcription
Cellular component (GO): RNA polymerase III complex; RNA polymerase I complex; RNA polymerase II, core complex
Molecular function (GO): DNA binding; zinc ion binding; DNA-directed RNA polymerase activity
Source: RefSeq, a predicted model, not a curated record
CCACCCUCUCGCCCUCUCGUCACGCCAACGAGAUGAACGGUCAAGGUCAGCCCUUCCGUGCAGGUGCUCCUGCUGCCGUCGCAGUCGAGUACUCGUGUGCCGACUGCGCUGCCUCGAACGAGAUCAAGGCGCGCGAGCCCAUCCGCUGCCGCGAGUGCGGCUGCCGCGUCAUGUACAAGAAGCGCAUCAAGCGCAAGGUCCAGUUCGAGGCCCGAUAGGCGCCUCCGCAACAAUGCCGCCAACGUCAACGGUCGCACCUUGCCCCGUCACCUCGACCUCGGCGGCUCCUCGACUCGACCCGACAGCCCGCCUCUCCGACACGCUCUAGCGCAGAGCUUUUCCUGUACCACCAGCGACCUUUCCCCACCUGUUGCAUCACUGCACGUGUCCAGCAUGUC